This is a messenger RNA of Fusarium falciforme, 2538 nucleotides long. Its product is annotated as Cyclin-dependent kinase 1. Gene Ontology annotation, molecular function: cyclin binding; cyclin-dependent protein serine/threonine kinase activity; GTP binding. The transcript has 5 exons. The record is from RefSeq and is a predicted model, not a curated record. Gene Ontology annotation, biological process: regulation of gene expression; protein phosphorylation; regulation of G2/M transition of mitotic cell cycle. Gene Ontology annotation, cellular component: cytoplasm; nucleus; cyclin-dependent protein kinase holoenzyme complex. Bases 1 to 2538 code for a protein of 845 amino acids. Lineage: Eukaryota; Fungi; Ascomycota; Sordariomycetes; Hypocreales; Nectriaceae.
AUGAUGACUGCAACACUACAACAGCAAGCUAGGCUGCAGGCAGACGGUGCUUCGAAGGAAGAGAACGCCAAGACUUUGUCCCUCAUUGCUGUCAUGGGGGUUACCGGCUCCGGAAAGAGCAAUUUCCUGCAGCACCUGAUUGGAAAGGGGCAAGAGAAUGGGCCUACUGUUGGGCACAACCUCUCUUCGUGUACACAGAAAACCGAAAUGUACGAAUGUCGCUUGGGAAAAAAGCAAGUCGUCUUCUUCGACACCCCCGGCUUCGAUGACACUUACCGCGGAGACGCCGACGUCCUUGCCGACGUUGCUCAGGUCCUUAGUUCCUCGUAUAAGAACAACCUCAAGUUGAAUGGCAUCAUAUACCUGCACCGAAUCAAGGACGAGCGGAUGACAAACGCCCUUAUGCGUAACCUCACCAUGUUUCGCAAUCUCUGUGGCGAUGCUGCCUUUCAAAACGUGGCUCUUGUAACGACGUUCUGGGACGAAUUGCAGGAUCAGAGCAAGGGCGAGAAUCGCGAGCAACAACUCCUUGCUCGAGGUGAAUGGUGGGGAUACAUGACUGCCAAGGGUUCUAAGAUUAUGCGAUUUCACAACACUCGAGAGUCUGCGUUGGACAUUGUCUCCGAGGUCAUUGACUUGGACAUCGUCACGCUGCAAGUGCAGGAAGAGAUGGUCAACAGAGGGCUCGAGGUCGAUCAGACGACGGCUGGUGAGGCCUUGAAUUCCGAGCUUGCCGAGCAGCGCAAAGCAUUUGAGAAGGCUCUCCAAACUCUCCAUCACGAAAAGGAACAAGCGAGACGAGAUCACGAUGUGCACCUACAGGAGAUCAUCGAGACAAUGGAGUUGGAAAAGAUGACACUGCUGCAAGAGAUUGAGAGCGAGCAAGCGGCUUUGCAUGCCGAUAGGCGAGAGGAACGGCGUCGGAUGGAGCAAGAAUUUUACGACGAGAAGCUGAGGCUGGAACGGAUGGUUCAAGAAGUCCUUGCCGAAUCAGUUCGCAUCAAGAAAGAGACUGAGACGAAAGCCAGAAAGGAGCGACAUCGCCAAAAGGCCGGAUUUGAUGGAAAGCUGCAUGAAUUAAGCGAGCGGCAAAGCCAGGAGGUGCAAAACAUUGUUCGAGAGUUUGAACAGCGACUUGCCGCGGAGAAGGAAGAUGGCGACAUGCGCUUAAGAGAAGCCCUCGAGCGUUCUGACGCCGUUAUUCGGGACCUAAGAAAUAGCAUGAACCGCUCCAGAAGGGAGGAUCGAAGAAAAUACGAAGAGGAGAUCAAGAACAUCAAAAGGCGCCAGAGGGAGGCAAAGGAGCAGAGUGAAAGGUGGGCAGAUGAUAUGGAGAGGAUCAACCGCGAGAUUCUAGCCAGCCAGGUUGAGCAGCGAGACGCGGACAAGAAGGACCAGGGUGGGAUUAAGACAAAGAUUGACAAGUUGAAGGAGCAGAAGAAGUCAAAGACUCAGGGAGACUUGCGCGUAUCUGUUUUAGCCCAAGAAGUCACCAACCUUGUGCUCCCCGGCAAUCGGGCCUCCACAUUACCCAGCACCAAAGUCUCACGUGAGACAUUUUGGAUCACCUUCAACAUCAUGGACAACUACCAAAGGAUAGAGAAGGUCGGUGAAGGAACGUACGGUGUCGUCUACAAAGCCCGGGACCUCGCACACAAUGGCCGCCUCGUUGCCCUCAAGAAGAUCCGCCUCGAGACCGAGGACGAGGGCGUCCCCAGCACAGCCAUUCGAGAGAUUUCGGUCCUCAGAGAGAUGAACCACCCAAAUGUCGUCAGCCUGCUCAACAUCGUCCACGCAGAUAGUCACAAGCUGUAUCUCGUCCUUGAAUUUCUCGAUCUUGAUCUCAAAAAGUACAUGGACUCCCUACCAGUAUCCGAUGGAGGCCGUGGCAAGCCUCUUCCCUCUGGAUCAUCUGCAACCAUUCGCACUCUUGGCAUGGGCGACCAAGUCGUGCGCAAGUUCAUGCUUCACCUCUGCGAGGGCAUCAAGUACUGUCAUUCUCACCGUGUCCUUCACCGAGACCUGAAGCCUCAGAACCUUCUCAUCGAUAAGGAAGGCAACCUCAAACUCACCGACUUUGGUCUUGCGAGAGCUAUUGGUGUCCCGCUACGUACCUACACCCACGAAGUCGUGACUCUGUGGUAUCGAGCACCAGAAGUCUUGCUGGGAGGCAGGCAGUAUUCAACAGGCGUGGACAUGUGGUCCAUCGGCUGCAUCUUCGCCGAGAUGUGCACCCGCAAGCCGAUAUUCGCUGGCGACUCCGAAAUUGACGAGAUUUUCAAGAUCUUCCGUGUCCUCGGAACACCCGAUAAUGAGAUUUGGCCCGACGUAACUUCAUAUCCUGAUUUCAAGCCUUCCUUUCCGAAGUGGAGACGAAACUACGACGCUCCUUUGUGUCCCAACCUGGACGAGGAAGGGCUGAACCUACUUGACUUGCUUCUCGUCUACGACCCUGCCUAUCGUCUUUCUGCAAAGAGGGCAUGCACUCACCCGUACUUUGAUAAGCUUCACUACGAGAAUGAACAAGCUGGCAAAUAG